Molecule: messenger RNA, 1819 nt
Organism: Ictalurus furcatus (blue catfish)
Lineage: Eukaryota; Metazoa; Chordata; Actinopteri; Siluriformes; Ictaluridae
Product: tripartite motif-containing protein 16
Exons: 6
Coding region: 127-1608 (493 amino acids)
Molecular function (GO): protein binding; zinc ion binding
Source: RefSeq, a predicted model, not a curated record
CCUCCUCUACAGACAAUAUUUGGACUUCUCUCUGGCAACACCAAAGUCAUACUUUCAAGAGAAACGAAACUAACCAGUUCCAGCCUUGUUUUGGUGCUAUCAAUAUCUCCUUUUUUAAUCUCCAGUAUGGAAAAAGAAACAGACAUGUCUUCAGAUCUCAGCUCUACUGCACCCUCAGAUGUAGAGUGUGAUGUGUGCACAGGAAGGAAACGUAAAGCAGAGCAGUCUUGUUUACAUUGUUUGUCUUCAUACUGCGAAAACCAUUUGGACAUCCACAACAUUCUACAUGCGAAUGCGAAGAGACACAAACUGGUGCUGGCCAUGGGAAGACUCAACGAGUGUGUCUGUCCUGAGCAUGACAAACUCAUGGAGGUUUUCUGUCGCACAGAUCAACAAUGCAUCUGCCAUCUGUGCAUUACAAAUAAACACAGAGCUCAUGACAUCGUCUCGAUUGACUAUGAGGUGGCGGAAAUGAAAUUUAAGCUUGGAACCACACAGAGGGAGAUUACUGACAGGAUUAAAACCAGAGAGAGUGAAAUUCAAGAAUUAACACAAGCAGUCGAGGCUUUCAAGACAUCAGCAAGGCAGGCAGUGGAGGAGAAUGACAAGAGCUUUACAGAGCUGAUCCACUGGAUUGAGAUGAGACAGUGUGAAGUGAAGGAGAUGAUCUUGACUCAGGAGGAAGCUGCCAUGAAGAAGGCCAAGGAACUUUUGGAGCAACUGCCAUCAGAUAUCAGUGAACUGAAGAGGAGAGAUUUUGAACUACAACGCCUAGAGCGGCUCGCUCAAGCAGAUAAUGGUGUCCAUUUUCUAAAGGGUAUUUUGUCCACUACAGCACUGUCUUCAUCCUCAUCUUCCCCUGUGCUCUUCGUCCAUCCAUACUCCUCUUUUCAUCUCACCAAUGAAGCGGUCUCGGACCUUAUAAAGAAGAUGACACAUCUUUGCAAUUUGUGCUUCUCUAACAUCUCUGAACAUGUAAAGACAGCAGAAAUUCUGGCAUCGCCUGGUUUGAAAAUGCGGAAAGAUUUAUUGCAGCAUGCUUCCAAGCUCACGCUGAACCUUGACACAGCACAUGUGUCUCUCCGCUUGUCCAAAGAGAACAGGGAAGUGACUGCCAUGCAUCUGGCACAGGAUUACACCGACCAUCCGGACAGAUUUGACUCCAGAGCACAAAUCCUUUGCAACGAGGGUCUUCAAGGCACCCCACAGUACUGGGAGGUGGAGUAUGGAGGCAGCAACUGGGUGUGCAUGGCUGUGUCCUACAUUGGAAUCUUCAGGAAAGGAAAAAAGGGUCCUCUCUUUGGCAGAAACCCUUGUUCCUGGGGCUUACGCUGUUAUUACACUUCCUUUGAAUUCUGGCAUAAUAAUACACAUAUAUCUGUUAAACAUAACAAGCGUUGCUCUAGAAUAGGAGUGUAUCUGGAUCAUGGAAAAGGUAUAAUGGAGUUUUACAAUGUCUCAGAUGAUAUGAGUCUCAUCCAUAAGGCCCAGGCCAAGUUUACAGAACCUGUAUAUGCUGGGUUUGGACUGGCAGGGAAAGGCACUCACAUCAAGCUCUGUGAUUUGGAGGAGGCCAUGAGUGAGAAAAAAAAUGUUUUCUUACUCUAGUAACAGACUAACUUGAAGGAACUGGAAUCGAGGUUGUUACAAUGAUAUCAAACUUACAAUGAUUCGAUUUUUAAGCACCGUAUGAAUGUACAGGGUUUGUUUGAUUUUUCAGUGUAUAGUUCCACCAAACCAACAGCAGAGGGCAGAAUAGACUGUAAAUUUGAACCUGAGCUCGCGCACCCUCUCUCUCUCUCUCUUCAUGGUUUUGGAG